ACCUGGUGAUAGUUACUGUGUGUGGUAUCGCUAGGACUCUCAGCGUCCACAGAUAAAAACUGCAGCAGAUACGGCAGCUUCUUCGGGUCUUUCACGAGCUCUUUGAGCGUGAACGGCACGUGGCCCUGCAGCUUCUGGAAGCUCGUCGUAUCCAUCCCCACCAGCUGUCGAUGCGUCUUGUGCGUGGGUUUCUUCCAUUGUAGUUUGUUGGGGCGGAAGAGCUUGCGCAGCUUGGAGCUCACGGGGAAUGGGUACGAAAGCUCCGACAUGUUGGAUUUGGGCGGUGAACUGCGGCCUGUGAGACGCACCGAGUUUCUCUUCGGGGCAGGUGGAGGACUUGGACCUACAGCGUUGAGUGACGACCGACUGGGGGCGUCGUUCCCGCUGGGUUUGUCCUCCCCGAAGAGCCACGAGUCGAGGCUCACGUUGGUGAUGGAGCGCAUUAUUGCGGACUAAGGAUUUGGUGACAUGAUGAGCAACUGUAGCGAUUGGAGCAACGUAUUAGCAACGUAAAACGGGUUUGUGCAACUUUACUUCAGUUAAGAAUAAGAAGGAUGGCGGACCGGGCAAAGGUGCUGGCGCUGUAUAAGCGCAUCCUGACUCUGCACCGACAAAAGCUGGAGCCACACAUGCGGGUUCUUGGAGACCAGUACGUGCGCGACGAGUUCAAGCGGCACAAGAGCGCAGCAUCCAAGUUUGUACCGCCCUUUAUGCAAGAAUGGGAGCAGUACGCGGCCGUCAUGUCAGACAAGAAGGACCGCUUCGGCCAGGAGCUCUCGGCUGAGGAUAAAAAACUGCUGGACGGAGAGCAGAAGGUCAAGCUGCGCUCACUGCAGGACGCUGCCAAGAAAGUGGGCGAGACAAUCGCUUAGAGAGAAUCAAUGCAGGUUUGCUAUCGACUUGGUUGUUUGUUGAUGCAUUUAGUUUGCCGUCGACGUGUAUUGAGCCGCAAAGUUGGAGACGAACGAACUGGCUGGACCACGAGCUAUGAUAACCUCGACUCGGUGGGUGCAGGUCUAGCUUAAUCUAACUCGUAUAAGUCGACUUAUCGGG
This is a messenger RNA of Phytophthora nicotianae INRA-310, 1053 nucleotides long. RefSeq lists its product as hypothetical. The coding region runs from base 555 to 872 and encodes 105 amino acids. Gene Ontology annotation, cellular component: mitochondrion; mitochondrial intermembrane space. The record is from RefSeq and is a predicted model, not a curated record. NCBI's taxonomy places the organism in Eukaryota, Oomycota, Peronosporomycetes, Peronosporales, Peronosporaceae. The transcript has a single exon. Gene Ontology annotation, biological process: succinate metabolic process; mitochondrial respiratory chain complex II assembly.